AUGAGUGCCACAAACAACUGGCGAGCCGGGGAAUUUGGUGUCAGGCCAGUCCGUAUAGCGAACUGCUCUGGCUAUCACGGUGAUCCGGCUCAAGAAAUGUACAAGCAGGCUACACUGGGCGACGUCGAUUUCAUUACUGGCGAUUAUCUGGCCGAGGUCAACAUGGCAAAUAAUGCCGAAGCUUUUAGAGAGGGACGGCACCCCGGCUACGAAGAAACCGCUUGGGAUGGAAUACAGCAGACAAUCGACGUGAUUUCGCAGAAACGGAUCAAAAUUGUCAUCAAUGGGGGUGCCCUAAAUCCCGGCGGUCUAGCUACGAGAGUGGCCAAACUGGUACAAGACAGAGGCUAUGACCUUAAGGUCGCAUACAUCUCUGGCGACAACGUAUUGGCUGAGGUCGGCAACCACAUGCCUCAACAGGUAGAGCAAGCUCUGCCACAUCUCGACUCUGAGAACCACCACGUUACCAUUUCUCCAGAGUCAUAUCUCUUUACAAGAGAAGGGCAAAAACCCCGCGAGAUUGUCUCGGCCAAUGCCUACCUCGGUGCGCAUUCCAUCUAUGAGGCUCUACAGAAAGGGGCAGAUAUCGUCAUUUGCGGCCGAGCCUCAGAUGCAAGCCCCGUGAUAGCCUGUGCAUGGUAUUGGUGGUCAUGGAAGAACACGAGUUACAACGAGCUAGCGGGUGCUUUGAUCGCCGGCCACUUGAUAGAGUGUUCUGCCUACGUCACAGGCGGUAACUUUUCCGGUUUCGAUGCUUUUGAUAUUGAGCGUUUUGUUGACCCUGGCUUUCCAAUCGCUGAGAUGGACCAGGAUGGAACAUGCGUUAUUACCAAGCAUCCCGGGACGGGAGGUAUGGUUACUAUUGAUACCUGCAGUUGUCAGCUUCUUUACGAGCUGCAAGGCAACGUUUAUCUCAACAGUGAUGUCAAGGCAUACCUGGAUGAUGUUUCCAUGGAACAAGCUGGGGUUGAUAGAGUCCGUGUUUCUGGAGUUCGUGGAGCUCCUCCUCCAAACACGACAAAGCUCGCUGUUUUCUAUAAGGGCGGUUACGAAAUGCAGGCACUCUUCAAUGCUACAGGUUACGGUGUGGCUAAGAAGUUGGAGCUUUUUCAGAAGCAGGUUCGGUUCUUCAUUGGAGAAGAGGCCUUGCAGCAAUUCGACGUCCUUGAGUUUCAGCAGAUUGGAGUUGCUGCCACUGAUCCAGCUGAUCAAAACAGUAGCACUGUCUAUUUCCGCGUUUUUGCACAAGCCCCUGAAGCAUCUCUUCUCAAUGCCAUCAAUGUUGCUGUGCGCAAUGUCUCACUGAAACAUUUCUCAGGGUUUCAUAGCUCUCUCGAUAUGCGAACAGCGAUCCCCCGUCCCUAUCUCGCAUAUUAUCCCGCCCUGUGGAACCAGUCUGACAUUAAGGAAUGUGUUCAUUUCGUUGACCACGAGAGAGAAGCUGAGUCGUUUGCGACCUGCCCGCCAACAGCGUUUGAGGAUCUGGGUCAGCGUCAAUCAUAUGACGCAGAGCCAUAUAUCCAAGCCAAUUCUGAGCUUUGCAAUGUUCGUCUUGGCGACAUUGCACUCGGGCGGUCUGGUGACAAGGGCGCAAAUCUCAACUUUGGCCUCUUUGUCCACACCCCAGCCCAGUGGGACUGGCUACGAUCAUACUUAUCGCGAGCCAAGGUCCAGGAGCUUCUCGGCACUGACUGGAAGGAAAACUACUCUAUCGAGCGUGUAGAGUUUCCAAAGAUUUUUGCUGUGCACUUUGUCGUGUAUGGGAUCCUUGGUCGUGGCGUCAGCAGUUCCAAACGUUUGGAUGGAUUUGGCAAAGGCUUUAUUGACUAUUUCCGGGAUAAAGUCGUCCAGGCGCCGGCAUCCAUUAUAGAUAGUGCACCCAUUGAAAGGAAGCUAUGA
Molecule: messenger RNA, 1899 nt
Organism: Fusarium vanettenii 77-13-4
Lineage: Eukaryota; Fungi; Ascomycota; Sordariomycetes; Hypocreales; Nectriaceae
Exons: 7
Coding region: 1-1899 (632 amino acids)
Source: RefSeq, a predicted model, not a curated record